UUGACAUAGCAACCAAACGACAGAGACACCCAGUGUGGGGUUUUUUCACUACGUAUUAAGUUUGUUUUAAUUUCUCUUCUACGUUUUAACAACUAAACGUUACUCAAGACCGCUGCCAUGAAUGCGGCAGUAGUGAAAAAGACCCAGGACACGCUGGGUAAAGUGAUAAAGAAACCGCCUCUCACGGAAAAACUGCUAAGCAAGCCUCCGUUUCGAUACCUGCACGACAUCUUCAGCGAGGUAAUCAGGACCACUGGUUUUAUGAAAGGACUGUACGGAGAGAACGAGAUGAAGUCAGAUAAUGUAAAGGACAAGGACUCCAAGAUAAUCUUCCUCCAGAAAGCGAUAGAUGUCGUGAUGCUGGUUAGCGGCGAGCCCCUUGCGGCCAAACCAGCACGCAUUGUGGCCGGCCAUGAGCCUGAGAAAACCAAUGAGCUGCUACAGGCCAUGGCCAAGUGCUGCCUCAACAAGAUGUCUAGUGACGAUGUGGUGAAGCGAGUGCUUUCAGGAGAAAAGUUGGACCUGAAGACCAAGGCCAGCACGUCCAGGUCCCAGGACAAGGAGAAUAGGGAAGGACGUGAACGUCACCAGGAUAGAGAGGAGAAGAAAAAGACUAUAGAGCGCAGCGGGAGCCGGGACCAGAAGGACCCAGACCAACCCAAAGAGCAGGAGAGCCGACGCAGAGACGGGGAGCGCUCGGACAAGCACCACCGCAGCGAACAGGACCAUGGCAAAGACCGCGAAAAAGACAAAAGCCGGGACCGGGAGCGCGACAGGGAUAAAGACAAAGGACGAGCAAAAGACAGGGACAGGGAGAAGGAUAGAGAGAGGGAUCGAGAAAGGGAAAAAGAAAAGGAGAGAGACAAAGACAGAGAAAAAACAAGAGAUAGAGAUUCUCACAGAGACCGGGAAAGAGACAAGGACAAACGGAGAGAAAAAGACAAAGAGCGGGGCAAAGAGAGAGAGCGACAAAAAGAGGGAGAAGAGAGGAACAGAGGCGGGAAUAGCAAGGCCAGAUCAUCAGAGGAACCACAGCAAAAACCUGAUCCCGAAGGGUCCAGCAGAACAGCCAAACCUGUGCCAGCGCCUGCAGAGGCCGUUGAGAGCCAGCAGUCCAACAGUCCAGCUAGAAUACCGCGGCCUUCAUCUGCCAAAGGGCAAAGGCGGAGACCAAAAAUUGGAGGUCAAGAUGAGUCUGACAGUGAUGGAGAUGGAGAUGCUCAGUUAGCCCAGAGACCUGUCCCCCUGGAAAAUGGAGAAGCUGGAGACUCCUUGGUGCCAUCCGACAUGGCCUCCAGCAACAGGCGGAUAGCACGGCCCAGCAGUGCUCGCCCGGCACCUCCACGAGUCAAGAGGCAGGAGAGUUACUCCGAUGUGGCCCCAACUGAGAGGCUGUCUUGUGCCAAGCCCUCUGCACCAGUCAUCAUGGACGGGAAGAAGCUGUCCGAAGACGAGGAGGAUGAAGAUGAGCAAUUUCUCGUGGAGGAGGCAGUCCCUCCACCCUCAGAUGCUCCUGAGAUGGAGAUGGCACCUGCACAAGAACUCAACAGUGAAGAGAAACACGGUGGCCUUGUGAAAAAGAUCCUUGAGACCAAGAAAGACUAUGAAGUGUCACCAUCCUCCCCCAAAUCUAAAGAGCAGAACUUGAUGUCUGAAGCAGCGAGGAAGAAAGAGCGGGACCUGGUGACACGGGAGAUAGAGCGGCUCCGUUCAUCCAUCCAGACGGUUUGUCGCAGCACUCUGCCUCUUGGUAAGAUCAUGGACUAUAUCCAGGAGGAUAUGGACGCCAUGCAAGCUGAACUGCACACCUGGCGGCGGGAGAAUAAGGAACACGCACAGGCCUUGCUGCAGGAGCAGAGAGCGACAGACCGAGCGGUAGAGCCUCUCAAAGCAGAACUAGCUGAACUGGAUCAGCUGAUCAAGGACCAGCAGGACAAGAUUUGUGCCGUGAGGUCCAACAUACUGAAGAAUGAAGAAAAGAUCCAGAAGAUGGUAACUGGAAUCAACUUCUCCUCUAGAACCUGAAGUGAGAAACAAAAUCUUUACCAUAAAUGCACUGAAGAUGAAGUGUUGAAGUUCUUGUUCAGAAUAAUACAGUAAGACCAUUUUUCAUGGCGAUGAUGAUGUGGGCUGUAGCAGCUCUGCACUUUCAGGGGUUUUUGUGAGAACAGGAGAUGGAAUCAGAUAUAUACGUACACUACCAAACGGGGAAAUAAGCAUCAUCAGUCAGAUGUUGGAAAAUAAGAGCUUCCAUAAGAUGGUCUGGAAGUGUAGCUCUAUUCUGGCUGAUGACGUGGAAAAAAUGCACAGUGAAGUUAGAGAUGUGUCGACUGCUGUGACCGACAUAAAUAGACAAAUAAAUAAAAAUAUCCUCCUGCACUGCACACUAACCGAACCCUGUCUUUUACCCCCUUUUCUAUAAUGGUGCCUUUAUGAAAUGAGUCUGUGCACAACUCAUGACUUGGAAGUUGUAUUUAAUACGUGGUCAGUUCAUCUAAAGCCUGACACAUUCCUAAAUGAACAAUAAUUAACAUGAAUGUUGGGACCAAGUUGUUAGUUCUCUCUUUCUCGUUAUUUUUCCUGCUUGUGAUGACUUCAAACUUUUCCGCUGCCGUGCAAAGAACAUGCAGUUUGGAAUAGUGAGCAGGCCACUCCAAUAAAACUAAUAAAACAUUCAUAAAAUAUUCUUGUGGCACAUUCAGCUGGUUGAACACAGGAGUGAAAGUCCAAAUAAAUGUUCUAGGUCUUGACUGAAGAAAUAAACAUGCAGGACUCUGGGAAUUUCGGGGUCCUGGUGGCCUAGUUGACUGACGUGUCGAUGCUAUAUCACUGUGUUAGGUUUGAAUUUGUUUUGGGACCCUUUUCAUGAUCUUUUUUAAAAUCUUCCACAAAUGUUUCUAUUUUAAGCUACUUCCCCCCCAACGUAAUUUUUGGCUAUUUUUCAGCAAUACUUAAAGUUUAUCUGUGCGUUUCAUUCACUGUUUCCACUUUAGAAGCACCACUGCACUUUGAUAAGUGUGAUUAGGAGAGGUACCUUUGCAUGUAAAAAAAGCUUUUUGGCAACAAGGAAGUGUUAGAUUUUAUUUUCUUUUUUCUCUUAUACUUAUAAAAACAUAACAUAGACAGACUAAUGUACUUUCAGGGAAUUCUCCUUAAGUAGCCAGCGUUGAUUUGUACUGCAGGAUUUGCCAAACUGUACUUUUUUUUGUAAUGGAUACACAUAUACAUAAUGGAUGUUUGGGCAGGUUGAAACUUUUUGUGUGACUGUGAACUUUAAAUUCAUUUAAAAGUAGAGUCAGUGAUUCUGGAGAAAGGUCGUUGAAUUUGGGUAUUUUUUUUGUGUCCAUACAUUUCGGGGUUUAGUUCAAAUAUCAACAAUCUUUCUCAAUGACUGACUUUACCUUUAAAUAAAGAAGAAAUAUGGUCAUAUUUUUCCUUUUCUUGAAAGUCUGACUGAAUUGGAAAAAAAAUUCUGAUAUUUCCCCAAAGACCUUUUUUCCUCCUUUUAACAAUAGACAAUUAACAAUAUAUUAUUUUUUAUUGCGAAAAAGGGAUGACCAAAUGUGAUUUUUAGUUGGACUUUUUAAAAAAGUGCUUUCUAAAUGAUAAUAUGAAGCAAUACUGGACCAAUAAUUGUAGUAGGAGACUUGAGAAUAGUUGAGAUGUGACACUAAACCACUGUCCCUCUGUUGUCUGAGUGAUAUACAAAUAACAAAAACAAGAGCAGGAGAGUCAUCCAUGAUUUCUUCCUCAGUGGCCUACUGUUUAUCGCCCUGAAUUAAAUGCAGUUUCCAUAUUUAAAGAGUAAUACCAAUAUAUAACUUUACACUAAACACCUGCAGUAGUUUUUACUGCAUGUUUGCCUUCCAGAAAACUUCCUGUGUUUACAGAAAAUCAUUUAAAAAGAAAAAAUAUUUACUGAAGCAUCCUGAUUGGAUCAACAAAUGUAAUCCACUAUUUUAAAUGUGUAUUAUUUUUUACCAAAAUGCCCAGUAAUUGCUAUUUUCACUUUUUAAGACAUUAAUGCAGUGACCAUACGGACUGUAGAGACUGCUCCAUUUUCUCCGUAGAGCACCAAAGCAGAUAUUUUCCAUUUCAAUCCUCUCUGUUAUUGUCAUGGAUGGGAGAUAAAAUGCCUGAGCUGAAAAACAUAAAUCAGUUCUGUGAUUUUUCGCUUUAGAUAUUUAAUGGACAAGAUAAUUUAUAAAUUGGUUGUAGAAACCGAAACAAACACAGCUGGAAAUGGUAUAAAUUUACAGCUUCUGAUUGGCAGAUGUUGUGUAUUUCAUAGCCAUCAACGGCCAGAAAGAAGAAGAAAGAAGAAAAGUAAAGUAGACGAUGCUGAUUUCAUCUUUUAAAAAAAGAAACACUUCAUUGCUUUAGUGGGAAAUAUCCACGUUUAUGUUAUCCAUGUGAGAGCGAUUCACUUAAUAUCAAUUAGUGUGAUUUUAUUCAGUUUUCAUAUCAGUAUUAAUAUCCAGUCCAUAAAAUAUGAAUGUGAACAGUAACCUAUUGAAAAAAAUCUACAUUUAAAAGUCUUACAAGCAAAGAAAAAAAUCCUGGAACGUGAGGACCUGAGUGUUCAUGUCUAUAUGACAGGAUUAUUUACACUGUAAACUAUUUGUAUCAUAUCCUCAGUUUCACUUUAAACUGUACAUUAUGUAUAUGUGGAGAUUGUAUCAUAGUUCAAAUAAUCUAUAAUUUUGUAGUGGAGUG
Messenger RNA from Scomber scombrus (Atlantic mackerel), 4716 nucleotides. RefSeq names its product TNF receptor-associated factor 3 interacting protein 1 (gene ift54). Gene Ontology annotation, biological process: cilium assembly; intraciliary transport; regulation of microtubule cytoskeleton organization. Gene Ontology annotation, molecular function: microtubule binding. Bases 118 to 2025 code for a protein of 635 amino acids. Gene Ontology annotation, cellular component: intraciliary transport particle B; axoneme; centrosome. The transcript is spliced from 16 exons. The record is from RefSeq and is a predicted model, not a curated record. Lineage: Eukaryota; Metazoa; Chordata; Actinopteri; Scombriformes; Scombridae.